Messenger RNA from Suillus subalutaceus, 3771 nucleotides. Its product is annotated as TPR-like protein. Bases 277 to 3705 code for a protein of 1142 amino acids. The transcript is spliced from 4 exons. The record is from RefSeq and is a predicted model, not a curated record. Lineage: Eukaryota; Fungi; Basidiomycota; Agaricomycetes; Boletales; Suillaceae. Gene Ontology annotation, molecular function: protein binding.
UGGAGGCCAGUACUUGAACUCAUCGUGUUGUGUCCUCGAAUGACGUGAUGCUUUCACGGCUGCCGCCGCAAUGCCCCAACCCCAUGUCACAGUUCACAGAACCUCAACCUCACCGCCUUGCGGCUUGCCGUUAUAUAUUCCUGGGAUCGCUGACCACUCACCGUGUCAUUUCCCUCGCACUAGCACUGGCUCUUCGACGUGCCAGUCCUGCGGUUUUAACUCCUUAACGAGACGGGGCGGUGGUUAUCUUACUCCACUAACUUAGCAAAUUGUGUGAUGUAUCGAGCUCUUUGUCCUCCAUCUUACCGAUCCUUGCGUCUCAACAAUCUUGCGCUUAGCCUUCGAAACAGAUUCCUGCAGCAGGGCACCAUGUCAGACCUUGAUAGGGCCAUUGUGCACCAUCGGGCUGCCCUGGAACUCCUCCCCCCGUGUCAUUAUAGUCGUUCCAUGUUUCUCGACAAUCUCGCACUCAGCCUUCGAGACAGAUUCCAGCAGCGUGGAAUCAUGUCUGACCUUGAUGAGGCCAUUGAGCUCCAUCGAGCUGCAUUGCUCCUCCGUCCCCCUGGUUAUUCAGAACGAUCCUCGUCUUUGAACAACCUUGCUGCCAGCCUUCAAGACAGAUUCCAGCAGCGUGGAAUCAUAUUUGACCUUGAUGAGGCCAUUGAGCUCCAUCAGGCUGCGCUACUCCUCCGUCCCCCUGGUCAUUCAGAUCGAUCCUCGUCUCUGAACAAUCUUGCUACCAGCCUCCAAGACAGAUUCCAGCAGGGUGGAAACAUGUCUGACCUCGAUGAUGCCAUUGAGCUCCAUCGGGCAGCGCUACUCCUCCGCCCCCUUGGUCAUUCAGAUCGAUCCUCGUCUCUGAACAAUCUUGCCGCCAGCCUUCGAGAUAGAUUCCUGCAGCGUGGGAUCAUAUCUGAUCUUGAUGAGGCCAUCGAGCUCCAUCGGGCUGCAUUACUCCUCCGUCUCCCCGGUCAUUCGGAUCGAUCCUUGUCUCUGAAUAAUCUUGCGCUGAGCCUUCGAGACAGAUCCCUACAGCGUGGAAAUAUGUCUGACCUUGGUGAGGCCAUUGAGCUCCAUCGGGCUGCGCUGGAGCUGCUCCCCCCGUGUCAUUCUAAUCGAUUCAUGUUUCUCAACAAUCUUGCUGCCAGCCUUCACGACAUAUUCCAGCAGCAGGGCAUCAUGUCUGACCUUGAUGAGGCCAUCGAGCUCCAUCGGGCUGCGCUGAAGCUCAUUCCCCCGUGUCAUUCUAAUCGAUCCUCGUCUCUGAACAAUCUUGCUGCCUGCCUUCAAGCCAGAUUCCAGCGGCGGGGCAUCAUGUCUGACCUGGAUGAGGCCAUUGAGCUCCACCGGGCUGCGCUGGAGCUCCUCCCUCCGUGUCAUUCCAAUCGAUCCAUGUUUCUCAACAAUCUUGCUGCCAGCCUUCACGACAGAUUCCAGCAGCAGGGAAUCAUGUCUGAUCUUGAUGAGGUCAUCGAGCUCCAUCGGGCUUCAUUACUCCUACGACCUCCCGGUCAUUCAGAACGAUCCUCGUCUUUGAACAAUCUUGCUGGCACCCUCUACAAUAGAUUCGAGCAGCGGGGCAUCAUGUCUGACCUUGAUGAGGCCAUUGAGCUCCAUCGGGCUGCAUUACUCCUCUAUCCCCCUAAUCAUUCAGAUCGAUCCUCGUCUCUGAGUAAUCUUGCACUCAGCCUUCACGACAGAUUCCUGCAGCGUGGAAUCAUGUCUGACCUUGAUGAGGCCAUCGAGGUCCACCGGGCUGCAUUACUCCUCCGUCCCCCCGGUCAUUCAGAUCGAUUCAUAUCUCUGAACAAUCUUGCUACCAGCCUUCAAGCCAGAUUCCAACAGCAGGGCAUCAUGUCUGACCUUGAUGAGGUCAUUGAGCUCCUUCGGGCUGCGCUAGAGCUCCUCCCCCCGCGUCAUUCAGAUCGAUACACCAUUCUCGACAAUCUUGCUAGCAGCCUUAAUGACAGAUUCAAGCAGCGUGGCAUUAUGUCUGACCUUGAUGAGGCCAUCGAGCUCCAUCGAGCUGUGCUGGAGCUCCUCCCCCCGUGUCAUUUUAAUCGAUCUAUGUUUCUCAACAAUCUUGUACUCAGCCUUCGAGACAGAUUCCGGCAGCGGGGCGUCCUGUCAGACCGUGAUGAAGCAUUGAGCUUGUGUUCUCAACUCCCCCACCAAUCACACCCAGCAUCUUGCACAGAUCUUAGUGUUGCCAAGUCGUGGGCGGCCUCCGCACAUAUCCUCAAUCACGACUCUGCAUUGCUUGCCUAUAAGACUGCACUAAAAUUCCUAGAUCAGCGAGUUGCUCUCUUGUCAUCUUCUUCGUAUCAUCUCGACGUCAUCAGGGAGGCCGUUUCCUCCCUUGCCACGGAUGCUUUUUCAUGCAGUGUUCGUCGUGAUGCCCUGACAACUGCUGUGGAGCUGGUGGAGCAAGGUCGUGCAGUAUUCUGGACCCAGUUGGCACACUUCAACAUGCCACUCGAUGAACUUUCUGUUUCAGAUGACACUGGCACGGCCUUGGCGGGAGGGUUCAAACGGUUGAGCUUUCUCCUUCGUAGCACGUUCGAUCAGUCUACCGAAGACCAGUCUCCGCAAACCCGCAAAUUGACCAUGCAAUGGGAUGACGUCGUCUCGCGCAUUCGCAUGCUUCGUGGCUUUUCGCGUUUUCUCCUGCCUCCCCUAUUCUCCGACCUGCAGAAAGCGGCAGAAGAUGGUCCAGUCAUUAUUCUUAAUGCAAGCCAUUACGGCUGUGACGCCUUGAUUAUCCACGACACGGGAGAUCCUAUCCAUAUUCCGCUUAACAUUACAGAAGCCGCAGUAUCCGAGUUAUGCUCCCAAUUCCAGUCACUCGCAGAGCAGUUUGGUUCUUCCGAUUAUGGAGGUGAACUCAUCAGUAUCCUCCGCAAACUUUGGGCUGUCAUUGUUGACCCCGUGGUUCGAGCUCUUAGGGAGUCUAAAGUUAUCCCAGGCUCGCGCAUCUGGUGGUGUCCCACUGCUGAGUUCACGCUGCUUCCCCUCCAUGCAGCAGGACCCUACAAAAAGAAGAGAGACAAUUUGUCUGACAUUUACAUCUCCUCUUACACCCCCACUUUGGCGACGCUCAUUCGUGCGAGACAGCGGGUUUCUCGAGAUGCGUACCCCCAACAUUUUGUUGCCAUUGGUCGAGUAAACCCGGACGGAGGGAAGGAGCUCGAAUGUUGUCUCGAACCCGUCGUGUCGUCCUUCACAUCGCUCGAGGACAGCGACGCAACAGUACAGGGUGCACUUGACGCACUAAAUCAUAAUCAGUGGCUUCAUCUCGCCUGCCAUGGAACGCCAAAUCAGACACAACCCUUCGAGUCUUCCUUCGCCAUGCGCGACGGGCCAUUGAUGAUCAAGGACAUCAUCCGAUCAGACUGGCAGAAUCCGGAGUUUGCGUUCUUAUCAGCUUGCCACACUACUGUGGGCGAUGAGAAUAGUCCUGAUGAGUCAAUCCAUCUUGCUGCGGCCAUGCAAUUCGCCGGAUUUCGCAGCGUCAUAGGUUCCAUGUGGUCCGUCGAUGACGAUGUUGCGCGCUUGGUUGUGUCUGCUUUUUAUGGCCACCUGGUUGAUAGUUCAGGGAGAUUGGACUCCACACGCGCUGCGGCAGCGUUGCACAUGGCGAUGAAAUCGUUGCCCAAGAAUAUUCCAUUAGAACAGCAAAUUGUAUUUUUUCACGUAGGUGUGUAGUUAUAGACUCGUUCGCCAUAUCAUUCCACGUAAUGAGUUGUAUUGGAGAGAGAAUGAUAUCUACGC